AUGAUUGCCUCUGUUAACUCAGCAGUGCCUUUGCCUGCAGGUGGCUUCCAGAGGCACCAGCUGGAGGAGUCAGAAGAGCUGCUUGAUUCAGAAGGUGCUUUGUUUGAAGGAGCCAAUGCUGAUGAACAGGACCUGUCAAUUAUUGAACCUGAUGAACCUGCUGAAUCAGUUGACAUCUUUCAGGAGGUCUUAGAUGGCAAUGAUGGGGAAAGUAAUACAGAGGUUCUUCAACUAGAAGACUUUGUGAUUCAAAUGGAAUCCUCUGUGCCUCCAAUGCAGGUUGACACCACCUUUGUUCAUGCCAUUGAACAGUAUCUUUCCUCUCAAGAAGACUCCCCUUCCCUCCAUGAAACACGGGUUAUCAUUGAUAUCCAUGGCCGAAAGCAGCUCAUAGAUGCCGAAGAUCUCUCUCGCCUACAAGGGCCUACACGGUGGUUGAACAAUUUCUGUAUCAACGGGGUUGCAACAGCAAUCAUGAAAUCCCUUCUCUCCGAGGAGGAUAUCGCCCAGUGCAUUGCUUGA
Mycena indigotica is the source of this 522-nucleotide messenger RNA. RefSeq lists its product as uncharacterized. The record is from RefSeq and is a predicted model, not a curated record. The transcript has 2 exons. NCBI's taxonomy places the organism in Eukaryota, Fungi, Basidiomycota, Agaricomycetes, Agaricales, Mycenaceae. The coding region runs from base 1 to 522 and encodes 173 amino acids.